Messenger RNA from Symsagittifera roscoffensis, 1950 nucleotides. RefSeq lists its product as uncharacterized. The transcript is spliced from 5 exons. The coding region runs from base 604 to 1950 and encodes 448 amino acids. The record is from RefSeq and is a predicted model, not a curated record. NCBI's taxonomy places the organism in Eukaryota, Metazoa, Xenacoelomorpha, Acoela, Convolutidae.
UAAAUUUUAUGGUCUAAUGAGAUGUUUUACAAGGUUAAUUAUGGAGACCAAAUAUGUUUAACAUGGCCUAAUUAGUCUACAUGCCAAUUUUCAUGACACUCGGACAAAGUGAACAGUAACUUCAAAUAUAAAAAUUUGCAGGUGGGGGGGAAAAGGAAAAAGAGCCAAAAUUUUAUAGUGCAGUCCAGUUCAUUUCCAAUUAAUUCAAUGAUGGUUCUUUAUGCAUGAAAUUUACUUGUCUUUUUGCUUUUCUGUUUCUUUCUGAAUAGAUUUGCGUGGCCACAUUUGCGUAGGGUUGGGAACGAUUAAAUCAACUUGAUUUAAAUCAUGAUUUAAAUCGUGAUUUAAAUCGACUUAAUUAAAUCAAUUAAAUCAAAAUAUGACGCCAUAGUCAAUCGCAUGCCGCGAAUUCCACACGCUGCCUCAAAUUGCAAUCCGCCUGAAUAUGCGGCGCUUCAAAGAAGGCAAUUCAAUUGUUUCCCGCCUGUGAAAUGACUAAUUCAGCCUAAUUUAAGUUCAUAGUAAAUUGUUUCCCGCCUGAUUUAAUUGAUUUAAGUUCAUUUCAUUUCAUUUCCAUUUCAUUUCAUUUCAUUUCAGACAUUCAUGAGUGAACUGAUAACCCAGAUCAAGCUAGUCCACGGGAGCGCGCUGGACCGUAGCAGUACGGGCGUAUUCUACGUCACUGCCGGUCAGCGCGUCUCUCUGCCGACACGAAAAGUAAAUCAAAAGCCCUUCGAAAUGUCAAAUUGCUGUCUGCUAAUUGAACCAUCAACGAGUUCGAGCAAAAAGUCAAACGAUAUCUCCGUCCUCUUGGAGUGGUACUGGUCGUCCAACAAUACGCACAUCCACACGCGCAACUACACGGAUGUUGCAACUCUUUACAUCCCCAAUCAAAAGGACGAGACCACUGCCCCCCACACUCAAAGACUGUUCAAUGGGCGGACGUUUGCGGCAAGUGUGGAAGGAGGCGACUCCUUUCACUACUGGGCAAACUCAGAAUGCUGGAAGGGACGAGUCCUCAAAGCCGAUGACGAAGUCGAACCAGACGCGCAACCUUCAGUUCAACCUUCAGCCGCAACCUUCGCGCAACCUUCAGACGAACCUCGCGCAACUUCAGUCGAACCAAACCUCGCGCAACUUCCAGUCGAACCUCGCGCAACUUCCAGCCGAACUUCCAUCGUCGAACCCAACCUACAGCCAGCCAGGACCCGAAACUUGGGUGUACAGACUGAUGGACUGACAGAAAUGGAGGACCUGCGAAGUCAGCUGCAGGACUUGGAGGACUUGCGUAGAGCUGGAGAACAGGAGUUGGAGGACUUGCGUAGAGAACUGGCCGCUGAACGCAAGACAUCCGACCAAUUGCGUUUGCAAUUGAGUUUGCAGGGCCGCAAAAGGCAAAUUGACGAGGUGGAAACAGCAGCAGCAGCCUCUCAUCAUCAACUUCCAUCAUCAUCAACUUCCACUCUCUCAGCAACACAACAAUCAGAACAGCAACAGAACAAGCAGCAGGCACGGAAACUGGCAACGGACCUUAAAAAAAUUUCUAAACCAUCACAUAUCACCCUCGACUUUGUGAACGACCUCGCUGAUUGUGUCGACGGCUUCAGCGUAGGCGCCAUCUGUCUCGUCGCGCAGGAAGUGGGAACACUGUCCUAUUGGUACAGUUUCUUCGCUGAUGCCCGUGCAUAUGAAAGGGCGAACAGAAAAAAGCCAUCGUGGCGGCUGCAAUUGCAAUUUUCCGCCGAGUCUUUCCGCCUAGUCUUCUGCGAGCUGGAUGAGCGGGUGACCAACGACAACAGCACCUGGCGUCAUGUGGUUGAUGCCGAGCUCACCGAACUCCGAAAUUCUUUUGGAAAAAUCAAAGAAUACACCGAAUCAAUGCACGCAGAUGCUCUCCUCCGCGAACUAUACGUCAAAUUUGUGCAUUGGUUCAUAAAAAACCUCCUUUAA